Mytilus californianus (California mussel) is the source of this 2537-nucleotide messenger RNA. RefSeq lists its product as uncharacterized. Bases 340 to 1419 code for a protein of 359 amino acids. Gene Ontology annotation, biological process: immune response. Lineage: Eukaryota; Metazoa; Mollusca; Bivalvia; Mytilida; Mytilidae. Gene Ontology annotation, cellular component: membrane. The transcript has 4 exons. Gene Ontology annotation, molecular function: tumor necrosis factor receptor binding. The record is from RefSeq and is a predicted model, not a curated record.
GUUUCUUUUUAUAAAAGAAUUAACAGGUAUUGAAAAUUUACAGACAUCUAACAACUUGCAUCUUAGUACUGGGUAUAUGAAAAUAAACAUGCAAUAGGGCUACAGCAGUGUUACCAGAUUCAAACUUAGCAUAUUAGCAUCAUCGAAAAAUAGAUAAGAAUUAAACGUGCAUAUUUGACUGGAUGCUAUAGAUACUCAUUUUGACGCUUUUACGAUUAAUUCAAUACAACGAUGGAUCUUCGUAUACCAUGUCGUACUACCCAAUUGUAAAACAAUUGCAGUGUUCAGCGUAAAUCGAUAACCUAAAACCUUGGGCCUUUUAUAAAAAAAUUGAAACAAAUGGAUAUCAAACUAACACCCCGACUCAGUACUAAUGAUUUUAUCAAUGAAAUAAUCGAAACCGAUUCUAAAUUACCUGACAUUUGCUUAACUAGAAGCAGUAGUAACGAAGAUGACAUUCAACACGUAAACGGAGCAAAUUCAAGCGGAUACAACUCGAAUUCAACUCUAGACGAGCAGCAAGAAACACAAGAUUCCCUUCCUACUAAUCACAAGAAUAACAGCGGAGGAAGUCUAGAAAGUGGAAGCAGGAUAUCCAAUGACGAUAGUGCAAUAAGUUUAACGCUUGAUUUUACUAAUGAAGAUCAAGAUCAAGAUCAAAUACCUACGACUCAGGAAACGUUGUUAGGACAGACCAAUGAUACUGAUAAAAAUAUCAAACAUUCACCAUCAACUCAAAAUACAUGUUUGAGAUUGAGGCAUUGGUUAUUCCUGUCAUUAACUGUUAACUUUUUGUGCAUCGUAUCCAUUAGUGUUGUCUUCAGUUUACCUCGUAAAACAGGCCAUAUAGAAACCUUAUGUGUUCUGGAAAGUAACAAACCCCCAUUGUGUUCAAAUUUUUCAUCAGCACAUCUUCAGUAUUUAGUUCACGUCAUGCAAAUUAAAGACAAUCAAAGUCUACCUUUAGGAGCUGCACAAACCUACAUUUCCUUCCACAGUAAUAAAGGCGAUAAGGAAAAUGGCAUUAUUCCAAGCGCUUUGAUGAACAGUACAAAAUCGGCACAUCGUCUUGUAACAAGAAAAGAAAUUUUGUCAUUUCACGACAACAAAAUAAUUAUCCGAAAAACAAACACAUACUUUGUAUCCGUCCAGUUGCUGUUCAAGCGAGAAUCAAGGUUGAAUCACACGAUUCAAGACAAUGUCGAUGUAACAUUAAUGAAGAAAAACAGACUAGACAAUGUUUAUCUUUUGUCUAAAACACUUCCAAUUUGUAAUGGCAGUCAAACUCUUCAGACCGUUCGAAUAGUUGAAUAUUUUAAACUGAAGAAAGGUGAUGAAAUUAGCAUAUUGGUGUCGAAACCUAAUUUGGUCUAUAAAUGUCCCACUUGUAAUAUGGUUACAGUAAUUGAGAUCAAAUGAAAACGGUACAAAAUAGGAAAUUGAACUUUUAAAAAUCAUAUGGAUAUAGUUGUCUAUGCUAUUGCAUUUCAAGCAUACAAUUGCCUGAGAACAUGUAUUUGAGUCUAUGCAAAUGUUUUACUUAUUAAGUGAAAAGGAUAUGCAUUUUAUUUGAUCAUUUGUUAAAAUGUGCUUUUUUAAAAGGUAUUGUUUGCUUAAUUUCUAGUCGUAAAGCAUAUGUAAACCAGUAGAUAUACCAAGAGAACACAUAUGAUAAACGAUAUCAAAGAUUGUACAUUUAUUAUUUUAUUUGUUAUAAUUAUAUUUUGUUUGUCACAUUUGAAUGAACUAGUCUUCCUAUAUGCCAUUUCAUAGGAACAAUCGUUAUAAAAACCAGGACAUAUGUAUUUUUCAUAGAAGGACCAUUCAGAUAUUUUGUACAUUGUUGUCCAAUCACAGAAGUAUCAGAACCAUCACAGGAAAUGCAAAAUUUGUAUAUAAUCAAGACUUCUUCAAGGGCAGCUUUUACAUCUAUUAAAUGGCAUUUGUUAUAUAUGUUAUUUUGUUUAUUAAUUUUAUUUAUUGUUGAUGAAAUGUUUGUUUUUAGUUUAUUCAUUGCUCAGUUCGUAGAACAAAACAAAAACAUUUUGUUUCCUUCAAAAGGUUGUUAAGAAUGUAAGAAAUACUUUUUUUAAUUCAUACAACUGUUACAAAUGUUGUUUAAAAAAAAAUAUCCGAUUGGUUACAAAAGUGGUUUAAUCAUUACUCAUAUUGCAAUUUUUAAACUACAUGCAAGUACAAAAAAAGAAGUUAAUCAUAGGAAACAUUCCUUGUGUAGUUGUUAUGUAACUUUUCAAGGUAUAAUGACAUCAUACUGAUAUUUAAAGUCCAAAAGUAUAUUUGAGGAAUAGAAAAGAAUUGUUUAUUGUUUCAUUAUUAAAAGGUGAUAUCUUCCUAGUUGACGUCAUCCAAAGGAAACCGAAAGAAUUCUUUUCGUAUGAACCAACAGGAUAGCAGAGAUUUAAAUCAGGUUCAAUGAUUAGCGAUGUUUGACACGUUAUCUGUUACCGAAUAGCUAUACAGUUACGCUUUAUAUAGAAAUUUAGAAAUAUGAUGUAUAAAUAAAAUAGUUUAUAUUU